AUGGGGAGGUUCAACCUACGCAGGAUCAUGGACAAGCAGGCCCAGGUCGUCAUGGUCAGUUCCACGGCCAUUGCCCUGUACGGGUACGACCAAGGAAUGAUGUCCCUGAUCAACACAAACUACAGCUACCUCUCCACCAUGGGCAUCGACGAAGAGUCCCCAGUCGUCGGCCUGAUCGUGUCGGUCUACUAUCUCGGCUGUGCGGUCGGGGCCGUGCUCGCGUCACGAUUCGCCGACGCGAAAGGUCGCAAGCCCGGCAUCUUCGCCUGUCUGGCGACGGCGAGCCUGGGAAACCUGCUGAUGUUCGUUGCUGGGUUCGGGGUGGCCACGACGCAGCACGCCGCGCUGGCGACGAUGAUGAUAGGGCGGAUCAUCAUGGGUCUCGGAGUCGGAGGCAUCGACGCCGUGGUCCCCGUGUACAGCUCUGAAUUGCAAGAAGACGACGCCCGGGGCACGGCGCUCGCGCAGGAAUUCCAGGCCAACAUCUUCGGCCUGAACAUGGCGUUCAUCACCAACGUGGUCAUCACGCAAACGCUGGGGAAAUGGAACCAGUGGGCGUGGCGCGUGCCCAUCAUCGUCAUGCAAGUCUACCCGAUCUUGCUCUUCACGGGGGCCAACUUGUUACCCGAGACACCUAGGUGGUGCGUCCUGCACGGCGACAACGAGCGGGCCAAACGCAGCAUCCGCCGCGUGUUUGGGCCCGAUGAGGUCGACGAUCGCAUCACCGAGCUGGUCCGCGCGCACAAGAAGGAAGAAGAGGAGGGCAUGGCAACGUACGCCGACAUGCUCUGGCCCGGCGGGUUGCAGUUCCACCCGACAGUCGUGACGGUCAUGGGCCAAGUCAACCAGGCCUUGACGGGCUACGGCGCCGUGUCAGUCUACGGGCCACAAAUCUUCGAACUGUUGGGUUUCGGCGUCACCACGGCCGAGUACAUCACGCUGGGGAACUACCUGUUCUACUUCGCCAUGAUGACCGUCGCGUGGGUGCUGAUCGACCGCGUGGGCCGGCGCAAGCUGAUGAUCAACGGCGCGUUCUGGCUGGCCGUCUCGUUCGCCCUGCUCACGAUCCUGGGCGGGCUCGCGUACAAUCGCCGGAAGCUGCACAUCCCGUUGCUGGCAACGGGCGUCCCGGGCAUCGUGGUCCUGUACUUGGCCACCUCGGUGUUCGGCGUCGGCUGGCUCGUUCCCCCUUGGCUCAUCCCCACGGAGAUCUACCCGUCCACGGCACGCGCGCAGGGCGCCGCCAUCAGCGUCAUCGUCUGGGGCCUCGCCAAUUUCGCGGUCACGCUGCUGACGCCCAUCGGGUUCAACAACCUCGAGUUCUACCUCUUCUUGGUCUUCGCGGCCACAAAUGCCUUCGCGGGCCUGUGGACGUAUCUGUACUGUCCCGAGUCCGGCCACCGGACGUUUGAGGAGAACCAGGAUUUCUUCAAGGAGGCCGCCGAGAGGGGUUCCUGGAUCGUGAGCCGGGUCAGGGACGGCGAGCUUCAGAAGCUGCCGGCGGCCGAGGUCGAAGAUGAAGAGGGGGUCGAGGUCGAAGUGGCCGAAGGCGAUCAAGACCGCCGCAGGAAGAAAGAACGGAGAAGGAAGGUGCAGAAGAAGCUGGACGCGCAUGAUGAGACGGUGCCUUUGCUCGGUAGAACUAGCACGUAG
Molecule: messenger RNA, 1653 nt
Organism: Cladophialophora yegresii CBS 114405
Lineage: Eukaryota; Fungi; Ascomycota; Eurotiomycetes; Chaetothyriales; Herpotrichiellaceae
Exons: 3
Coding region: 1-1653 (550 amino acids)
Biological process (GO): transmembrane transport; carbohydrate transport
Cellular component (GO): membrane
Molecular function (GO): carbohydrate:proton symporter activity
Source: RefSeq, a predicted model, not a curated record